This is a messenger RNA of Elgaria multicarinata webbii, 1578 nucleotides long. RefSeq names its product intestinal-type alkaline phosphatase 1-like. The record is from RefSeq and is a predicted model, not a curated record. Gene Ontology annotation, molecular function: alkaline phosphatase activity. The transcript is spliced from 10 exons. Gene Ontology annotation, biological process: dephosphorylation. Gene Ontology annotation, cellular component: plasma membrane. Bases 1 to 1578 code for a protein of 525 amino acids. Lineage: Eukaryota; Metazoa; Chordata; Lepidosauria; Squamata; Anguidae.
AUGCGCCUGCUACCAAGUGCUGACGCUACAGGUUUGCCAGUCCUAAUCUGUCCGUGUCUCCUGUCUGUUCUUCAAGCGGAAGAAGAGAAGCCGGCAUUCUGGAACCAACAGGCCUCCAAAGCCAUCCAGGAAGCCCUGAGACUCUCUCAGCUGCACCACCGAGCCAAGAACCUCAUCCUUUUUCUGGGAGAUGGCAUGGGCAUUCCCACCGUCACGGCUACGCGCAUCCUCAAGGGACAAUUGCAGGGCCAUCUGGGCCCCGAAACACCUCUGGCUAUGGACGCUUUCCCCUACGUGGCGCUUUCAAAGACGUACAACGUGGACCGGCAAGUGCCGGACAGUGCUGGCACCGCCACCGCCUACCUCUGCGGGGUGAAGGGCAACUAUGAGACCAUUGGGGUCAGUGCAGCUGCGCGGCUCGACCAAUGCAACACCACAGCGGGCAAUGAGGUCGUGUCGGUACUGCAGAGAGCCAGAGAGGCGGGCUGGUCUGUAGGGAUCGUGACCACCACGCGAGUCCAGCAUGCAUCAUCGGCUGGGAACUACGCCCACGUGGUCAACCGGGACUGGUACUCUGACGCCAACAUGCCUGAGACGGCGAUUUCAGGGGGCUGCAAGGAUAUCUCUCAACAGCUCCUUGAGAAUGUCAACCUCACGGUGAUCCUGGGUGGUGGCAGGAAGUACAUGACCCCAGCAGGUACGCCGGACCCCGAAUAUCCCACCGCAUUCAACAAGAGCGGCAUCCGGAAAGACAGCCAGGACCUUAUCGCCAAGUGGCUUAAUUCCUCUUCGGGCACCAAGUAUGUCUGGAACCGAACAGCACUGUUGGAGGCUGCGGAUGACCCGAAAGUGAGCCGCCUCAUGGGUCUCUUUGAACCUGGUGACAUGAAAUAUGAGCUGAAUCGUAAUAACCUCACUGACCCAUCCCUGGCGGAGAUGAUGGAGGCGGCGAUCAAAAUCCUGAGCCGAAACCCCAAGGGCUUCUACCUCUUUGUGGAAGGAGGUAAGAUCGACUUUGGACACCAUGACGGCAUCGCCAAACGGGCCCUAACCGAAGCCGUGGAGUUCGACAAAGCCAUCCAACGGGCCGGGGAGCUGACCCAGGAACACGAUACGCUGAGCGUGGUGACCGCCGACCACUCCCAUGUCUUCACCUUCGGCGGCUACACGUUGAGGGGCACCUCCAUCUUUGGUUUGGCCCCCAAACGAGCAGGAGACAACAAGACCUACACGUCCAUCAUGUACGGGAACGGGCCGGGCUACCAGAUCACCAACCAGGGCCGCCCCAGUGUGGACGCAGCAGAGAGUGAGGAUGACACCUACCACCAGCAAGCUGCCGUGCCCCUCAGCUCGGAAACCCACGGUGGCGAGGACGUGGCCAUCAUGGCCAAGGGCCCCAUGGCUCACCUCUUCCACGGAGUGCAAGAGCAAACGUACAUCGCACACGUCAUGGCGUACGCCGCCUGUUUGGAUCCGUACCAGAACUGUGGCCUCCCGGACGAUUCUAACUCCGCCAGCUUUGCCACUCCUUCCUUCGCUGCCCUUCUCCUGGUCUCCUUGCUUCUUUUGGGCUGUUAA